This is a messenger RNA of Dioscorea cayenensis subsp. rotundata (Guinea yam), 4436 nucleotides long. Its product is annotated as leucine-rich repeat receptor protein kinase MSP1. NCBI's taxonomy places the organism in Eukaryota, Viridiplantae, Streptophyta, Magnoliopsida, Dioscoreales, Dioscoreaceae. The coding region runs from base 361 to 4251 and encodes 1296 amino acids. Gene Ontology annotation, molecular function: protein binding; protein kinase activity; ATP binding. The record is from RefSeq and is a predicted model, not a curated record. Gene Ontology annotation, biological process: protein phosphorylation. The transcript is spliced from 4 exons.
UGUUUGUUUGUUUUCUCCUCUGCAAAAUAGACUAGAGUGUUUCGGGAAUUCAGUAUAGGGAUCAUUUGUAUUUUUAUAACAGCGAUCAAAGAGAAUGAAUGUAGCCAUUAAGGAAAGUUUCGUGGUGUAGCUGUUAGGUUUUGUGCUUCUGGUGCAUGGAGGUGACUGUUGAUGAUCUUGUCGGUCAGGUGAGCGUGAAAGCUAAUCACUUAGUUGAAACUUGAAAGGUUUUAUUUUCUGGAAUAAUUCUUUGGGCGCAAGAGUGAACUGCAUAAACUUGUGCAGACUGCUACUUUGAAUCGUAAACUCCCUUCAACCCAAAGGCUGGCGUUCUUUGAAGAACAUUAAUCAGUCAUAAAGAUGUUUACAACAGCAUCAAGAUGUCAGAUAUCUCAUGCUCUGGCAAGCUUCAUUGUCGUCUCCCUCUGCUUAUCCAUCUCAGACGCUAAUUACUUGGUAGACAUUCAGUCACUGUUCACUCUCAGAGAUUCAUUAGCCGAGGGAAGACAUCUCCUUUCAAGUUGGUUCAAUCAGGAAAUUCAGCCAUGCAAUUGGUCUGGUGUGACAUGUAUUGAUUCCAUAGUUCAUGGCAUUGACUUAUCCAAUAAAAAUUUGAACAUUCUAUUUCCUAGCUGCAUAGUUGCAUUCCGGUCACUAGAGCUCCUCAACUUCAGCAACUGUGGCUUCACUGGCCAAAUUCCCGAAACAUUAGGCGACCUGAAGAAUCUAAAGCACCUGGACUUGAGCAAUAACCAACUCAAUGGAGCUCUACCAUCAUCACUCACUGACCUGAAAAUGCUCAAAGAACUAGUGCUCGGUUCGAAUCUCUUGUCUGGAAGUUUAAUCCCACUUAUAAAUCUUAGAGGUCUCACGAAGCUCUCCAUCUCUGCAAACUCUUUUGAAGGAAGCAUUCCAUCUGAAAUUGGUUAUAUGCAGUACCUGGAACAUCUGGACUUGAGCACGAAUUCUUUUUCAGGAACUUUACCUUCCAGCUUCGGCAACCUGACUAAGCUCUUACACUUUGAUUGUAGCCGUAAUGGGCUAACUGGUGAAAUUUUUCCUGGCAUUGGAUCAUUAUCGAAACUCCUCACCAUGGACUUGUCUUACAACAGCAUGACUGGAUCUCUACCUGGAGAGCUCGGCAGACUGACAAGUUUGGAGGCAUUGUGGUUGGGACCAAAUGAGUUCAGUGGUAGUAUUCCAAUUGAAAUUGGCAAUCUGACACAGCUUAAGGUCUUCUCCAUUCAUAGCUGCAAGUUGACCGGAAGAAUUCCUGAAGAGAUCUCCAAUUUCAAAAGAUUGACUGAGUUGGACUUAUCAGAGAACAGCUUUUCAGGGGAGCUGCCUGCAGGUAUCGGAGAAUUAAAAUAUUUGUUAUACCUGGUUGCUGCUAAUGCUGGACUGAAUGGGCGUAUACCCGAAAGUUUGGGUAGCUGCAAGAUUCUGAAGAUGUUGGAUUUGUCAUUCAACUCGCUUUCCGGUUCAUUGCCUGAAAGCCUUGCUGGGCUAGAAUCAAUCACUUCAUUUAUCGCUGAAGGCAAUCGUUUAUCUGGUCCUAUACCCAUCUGGAUUUCAAAUUGGAAAAUGGUGAGAUCUAUCAGAUUGGGUAAGAACCUGUUUAACGGGUUUUUACCUCCAUUGAAGCUUCCAUACCUAACUACAUUCUCUGCUGAUUCCAACCAGCUCUCGGGCAAAAUUCCAUCCGGGAUAUGUGAAGCGGUGUCACUAACUAUUCUCUCGUUGUCGGAGAACUUACUCACUGGAAGCAUUGCGGAGACCUUCAAAGAAUGUUCGAAUCUUACUGAUUUGAUCUUGCUGGGAAACAAUUUGUACGGUGGAAUACCAGGAUAUCUUGGGAAACUGAAUCUGGUUACUCUGGAGCUUUCUCACAACAAUUUCAUCGGUUUACUCCCUGAUGAAUUAUGGGAAUCUCAGACCAUUAUAGAAUUCUCAGCUAGUAGCAAUAAACUUGUCGGUCAGAUACCAAGUAAAAUUGGCAAGAUGACUCAAUUGCAAAUGCUACAACUCGAUGACAAUCUUUUUGAAGGAGAGAUUCCAAGCUCCAUUGGGAGAUUAAGAAACCUGACCAAUUUGUCUUUGAAUGGAAAUAGGUUAUCUGGACCAAUUCCAACUGAGCUUUUCAACUGUGAGAGCCUUGUAGCAGUCGAUCUCGGUUCGAACAACCUGACUGGGUCAAUACCAAGAAACAUUUCUCAGCUGAAGUUACUUGACAACUUGGUCUUGUCGGGCAACCAACUUUCAGGUCAUAUCCCUGGUGAGGUCUGCUAUGGUUUUCAGAAGGUUCCUUAUCCAGAAUCUGAAUUCAACCAGCAUUACGGUGUGCUUGAUCUCUCCAACAACAACUUAGAAGGUCUGAUUCCUGCGGCCAUACAAAACUGCACUGUGGUUAAAGAGCUGCGUCUGCAAGGCAACAAGCUCAAUGGCAGCAUCCCUCCUGAGCUUGCAGAUCUUUUGAACCUGACCUUCAUUGACCUUUCUUUCAAUUUUUUAACCGGUCCUAUUUUACCGACGUCCAUCCCCUUGACAAAUCUGCAGGGCCUUAUCUUGUCAAAUAACAAGUUCGAUGGCUCAAUUCCAGACAACAUAAGCUCCAUCUUGCCAAGCUUAGUGAAGUUGAAUGUAUCGGGCAAUCAGCUGACUGGCUUCUUUCCUCAGUCCUUGUAUCAUAUCAAGACCCUCACAGAUCUAGACAUCAGCCAGAAUUCCCUCUCUGGUUAUAUUCCAUUCUCUGGAAGCACCAAUGGAGAAAUGAGCUCACUUCUCAUAUUCAAUGUCAGUAAUAACCAUUUCACCGGUGCCCUAUCUGACACCAUUUCGAAUCUUACUUCGCUUUCUGUUCUUGAUCUCCAUAACAAUGGACUUACUGGCGGCUUACCAUCUUCGCUUUCUAAACUUUAUUACUUAACGUAUCUGGAUGUCUCAGACAAUGAUCUUCAGGAUGCUAUCCCUUGCAGCAUAUGUAACAUUGUCGGCCUUUCGUAUAUCAAUUUCUUUGGCAACAGAUUCGAUCGGUAUUCACCUGAGGACUGUGAUCCAACCAAGCAGUGUUCAGCUAACCAUAUGACUUCCCCGCCAUUGGUUGCUUAUCUGUCUUCUCAUUCACUCAACCAGGCUUCUAAGUGGGGCAUAACAAUAGGUGCUGUUGCAAGCUUCUUUGUAUUGCUAUAUUUCCUUCUUAGAUGGAGAAGGAGAAGUCAGAAAGCCAAAGCUCUUGCUUCUUCUACUGGUAAGGCGAAGCCAGCUGCCAUUGAGCCAUCGUCUACCGAUGAGCUUCUUGGAAAGAAGUUGAGGGAACCACUGAGCAUAAACAUUGCCACUUUUGAGCACCCUCUGCUCCGGUUAUCACUUGCUGAUAUCUUAAAAGCAACCGAGCAUUUCAGCAAAGCACGAAUCAUCGGUGAUGGCGGGUUUGGCACAGUCUAUAAGGCAAUUCUCCCGGAGGGUCGAAUGGUUGCAAUCAAAAGGCUUAAUGGUGGGAAUCACUUUCAAGGUGACAGGGAGUUCUUGGCAGAGAUGGAGACAAUAGGAAAGGUAAAGCACCGGAACUUGGUUCCAUUGCUUGGAUACUGUGUUUUCAGCGAUGAAAGAUUCUUGAUAUACGAGUACAUGGAAAACGGGAGUCUUGAACUCUGGUUGAGAAAUGAGGCUGAUGCAGUUGAAACACUUGGGUGGCCAAUCCGUUUCAAGAUUUGCAUCGGUGCAGCUCGAGGUCUGGCCUUCUUGCACCAUGGUUUUGUUCCGCAUAUCAUCCACAGAGACAUGAAAUCAAGCAACAUUCUACUAGACAAAGCUUUUGAACCGAGAGUGUCUGACUUCGGGCUGGCACGGAUAAUCAGCGCGUGUGAAACUCAUGUCAGCACAGACCUUGCAGGCACAUUUGGCUACAUUCCUCCGGAAUAUGGACAAAUGAUGAAGGCAACAGCUAAGGGUGAUGUGUAUAGUUUCGGUGUUGUAGUGCUGGAGUUGUUAACAGGUCGACCGCCUACUGGCCAAGAAGAAGUUGAUACCGGAGGAAAUUUGGUUGGUUGGGUCAGGUGGAUGAUCGCACAGGGGAAAGAAUAUGAGGUAUUUGAUGCAUGCUUGCCGAAAAUGGGGCUGUCGAGGGACCAGAUGUCACGUGUGCUCAUUGUUGCAAGAGCUUGCACUGCUGAUGAGCCGUGGAAGAGGCCGAGCAUGCUCGAGGUGGUGAAGUUGUUCAAGGAGAUAAAAAUGAUGGCUGGCCAUGUUUAGUUCAAAGGAAUGUGUGAAUACUUGAAAUCAUGUUAUCUUGUGAUGUUUGAAACUAUAACUAUGCUUUGUGCUCCAACCUAUCUAAUCUGAACAUCUAGUGUACUUGGUUGAAAUUUCAUAUUGCGUACGUGUUGUUUGUUGAUUCUGGACUUGUGAGUACGUAACGGUGUAUAAGUUUUCUGCAA